UGGGCGUGCGCAUGCGCGGUUCGUUACAACAAGGCGGCCGCAGGGCAGAGUGAUCGGGGAGGAAGAGUCACGAUAUCGCUGCGCAAAGCAAAGGUGCUCCAGGUCGGGACACGUUAGCGCGGCUCGAACCUCGACAUGCCGAAGAAUAAAGGUAAGGGAGGUAAGAACCGGCGAAGGGGUAAGAAUGAGAACGAGUCGGAGAAGCGAGAGCUGGUCUUCAAGGAAGACGGGCAAGAAUAUGCCCAGGUGAUCAAGAUGCUGGGAAACGGGCGGCUGGAGGCCAUGUGUUUUGACGGCGUGAAGAGGCUGUGCCACAUCCGGGGAAAGCUCAGGAAAAAGGUGUGGAUAAACACAUCUGACAUAAUAUUAGUGGGACUCAGAGAUUACCAGGACAACAAAGCCGACGUGAUCCUCAAGUACAAUGCUGACGAGGCCAGGAGUCUCAAGGCUUACGGAGAGCUGCCCGAACAUGCGAAAAUUAACGAGACGGACACGUUUGGCCCCGGAGACGACGACGAAAUUCAGUUUGAUGACAUUGGCGACGACGACGACGACAUUGAUGAUAUCUAAAGCAGGUGUGUGUCCGCGCUCCCCCUGCGAGCCACAGCCAGCCUCGCCUCUGAGGAGGAAUACGGAUCCUCCUCUUCACAAGGAUGAGAUCAGAUGGUCUCUGCCCAGCAAACUGUGGUUGAUGUUUUUCUGUUUUACCGCUGUAAUCGGGGUAUGGCAGGAAUUUGAUCACUCGGUCAUACACAUCCACGCUGUUCUGUUCUCGUUUUAGAAUAUUUAUAAUAUUAAUUUCACAAAGGUGAAAUUUAGCAUUGAAAAAUCUGGAUUUACAAUAAAGUUGAAUCAUUUUAUGUUUUCAUUGCCAUUUUGUUUUACUGGUGAUUAAUAUAGGUUCUCUGAACAGAGAAUUCAAUGAGAUUUAUUCUUGUAUCAUUUCCUCUUUUGUAACAAAGAUAUAAAUGAAUGUGCCAGUAGUGGUCAGUUCCCUCCAGUCCUGUCCUGUCCUGUGGCAUAUUGUAC
Scleropages formosus (Asian bonytongue) is the source of this 1029-nucleotide messenger RNA. Its product is annotated as eukaryotic translation initiation factor 1A, X-chromosomal-like. Gene Ontology annotation, molecular function: RNA binding; translation initiation factor activity. The record is from RefSeq and is a predicted model, not a curated record. Lineage: Eukaryota; Metazoa; Chordata; Actinopteri; Osteoglossiformes; Osteoglossidae. The transcript has 7 exons. Gene Ontology annotation, biological process: translational initiation. Bases 136 to 570 code for a protein of 144 amino acids.